AUGGGUUCUUCUGUGACCCCCUCGACAAAUGAAUCAUUACAAUAUUUCACCGGGUCAUGUUUGGGAUACAUCUGCAGUAACACAACUACUGCUCCCACCCCUCCAGUGUUAAUGGACGCCUGGCUAGUACCUCUCUGCUUUGGGAUUCUGAUGGUGGUUGGACUCGCUGGAAACUCGCUGGUGAUCUAUGUAGUAACGAAGCACAAGCAGAUGCGAACCGUCACCAACUUUUACAUAGCAAAUUUAGCUACAACCGAUAUUAUUUUCCUGGUGUGCUGCGUGCCUUUCACCGCAGUCCUGUACCCUCUCCCAAGCUGGAUUUUCGGGGAGUUCAUGUGUAAAUUUGUCAACUAUAUGCAACAAGUAUCAGUACAGGCAACGUGUAUAACAUUGACUGCAAUGAGUGUGGACAGAUGGUACGUGACAGUUUACCCACUCAGGUCCUUAAGGCAGAGAACCCCCCGAGUGGCUUUGGGCAUCAGUCUCGGAAUAUGGAUUGGUUCGUUUAUUGUGUCCAUACCAGUGGCUAUCUAUCAGAAGAUUCAAAGUGGAUACUGGUUUGGGCCCCAAGUGUACUGCAGUGAAUCUUUUCCGUCAGCUUUCCUUGAGAAGGCCUUCAUUAUACACAACUUCCUAGCUGUUUAUCUCCUGCCGCUAGUCACAAUUUGUGUGUCCUACACUGCUAUGCUUCAUCAGAUGGGGCGACCAGCUGUGGAACCCAUUGAUAAUAACCUUCAGGUACAGCUUCUUGCUGAAAGGUCAGAGGCCAUGCGCACAAAGAUCUCCAGAAUGUUAGCAGUUAUGGUCCUUCUUUUUGCCAUCUGCUGGGGUCCUAUCCAGUUAUAUAUCCUUUUGCAGUCUUUCCUUCCAAACUUUAACAGGAGUUAUUAUACAUACAAAGUGAAGAUCUGGGCCCAUUGCAUGUCUUACACUAAUUCCUGCAUCAAUCCCAUAGUGUAUGCAUUCAUGGGAGCCAACUUCAGAAAAUCAUUCAAAAAGGCAUUUCCAUUUAUCUUCAAACAAAGAGUUGGGAGCAUAAACAGUGGAAAUGGUGCUGGUAAUACAGAGAUGCAUUUUGUUUCAUCUGGAACAUAA
Molecule: messenger RNA, 1095 nt
Organism: Mobula hypostoma (lesser devil ray)
Lineage: Eukaryota; Metazoa; Chordata; Chondrichthyes; Myliobatiformes; Myliobatidae
Product: G-protein coupled receptor 54-like
Exons: 5
Coding region: 1-1095 (364 amino acids)
Biological process (GO): neuropeptide signaling pathway
Cellular component (GO): plasma membrane
Molecular function (GO): G protein-coupled peptide receptor activity
Source: RefSeq, a predicted model, not a curated record